UGGCUGUUCCCACGGAGCAGGAUCGCUGUUUUACACUCAGACCGUUUGGUGGCAACACUGAGACCACGACCGUUACGAUCGCAACAAAAACUCAGAAACACGACGUCUCACUGUGGAGCCACAAACACGUUGACAUUGCGUUGACGACUUGCACUUCACUCGAGUGUUUGCAUUUUCUAAUACGUGAUUUAAUAAGACAAACCAAAAAACACGAGAGAUCAAAAGUAUGAUUCUAGAUCAAAUAUGAGAUGGUGGAUCAAAAUAAUAAGACAAAAUGUGGAAGUGUGGGUCCACGGUGUGUUGUAUUGAGUGAGUCAUCUUCAUUAUUUACGAUCUUUGGCUCAAGAAAAGAAAAUUACACUCCUUUCCCAUCAUCCACCGCGGCAUCUUUCUCAUUCCAGCUGUGAGUAGCUUCGUUUCGGACGUAAAUGCCCGACACAAAUGUCUCCGUUUCUAACCGGGGUUUCGGUCUAAACGGAUCAGAGUAGCGGAGCCCGGGAGACCGAUAACGGCGCUGACGGCGGAUGCCGCUCACGCUGCGGAAUUCUGCCGGGAGGAGGAGAAAAAACCCGGAUGAAAAGCUCCCGGAGCGACCCGGGGAAUCUACUUCUGCUCAGGUGAUGGCGCCCACGCGGAUGAAACUGCGUGUGCGUCGCCGUGAUGGUGCAGCAGCAGGCGGCGGCAGUCAGCCAGUGGAGGAAGAGGAGCGGGGUCGAGAGAGUGGCGGUCGCAGCGGCAGGCGGAAAAACACCAGCAACACUUCGACCACAGUGGCCGCCUCCUCUUCCUCCUCUCCUCCCACCUCCUCUGCCUCAGCGUCGGCAAGGGCGGUGAUGGCGGCGGAGGAGGCGUCACCCGACUCCAAGUGCCCCAUCUGUCUGGACCGCUUCAACAACCUGGCGUACCUGGACCGUUGCCUGCACCGCUUCUGCUUCCCCUGCAUCCAGGAGUGGUCGCACAAUAAGGCAGAGUGUCCACUCUGCAAGCAGCCGUUCGCCUCCAUCCUGCACUCGGUCCGCGCCGAAGACGACUUUAAGGAGUACACGCUGCGGCCGGCGCCUGCCAACAGCAGCUGUCGCAGCCACUGUGGCGAUGGUGGCAGCGAUGGCAUCGGCGGCGAGGAGCGACCACCAGAUGAGGUUGAUGUUAAGGAGGCGUAGGGCGCCGAUGGCGGAGAGAUGACGACGACGACAAGGAGGCGGAGGAGGGAGAGGGGAGGAAGAGGAGGGGGGAGUAGGAGGACAGGGGAGAGGACGGGGGUGUGGGAGUGGUAUCUUGACUCUCCUCCUCUCUCUCUUCCUCCCCUUCCUCAGCACUCUGCCGUGUCUCCGGUGGUGGCGGAGGACAGCGAGGAGGGAGAAGACCUCGAACAGCAGAGGGUGAGGGGAGGGGCAGAUCUGGCGGAGCGUGGGGUGAUAUUUGAGGGACUGACGGGCCUCGGGGGGGCAGUAGCACCUGUGGCCCCCAACGACCGGGCGUCACGACGUCUGAUGACACGUCUGGCGGCAAGGCAGCGGCUGCAGCGAGAGGGCGGGACUGUACGGCGGCUGAGGGAGAGAGAAACGGUGGCCUUCCGCCGCGCCCUCUACCGCUGCGGGAUAAGGGUUCGCGGUGUUGCCGGGGUCAACAGUAAUCAGGGGCAGCAGCAGCGUGACAUCACAGCAGAGAGCUUCCGUCAUAACCCCGCCCACUUGAACAGACUCCGCCCCUGGCUGCGGCGGGAGCUCACAGUGCUGUACGGCGCACACGGCACACUGGUCGACAUCGUCCAGCGCAUCAUCAUGGCGCGGCUUGCCCGUCAUGGCCUUGAGGACACGCCUACCAUAGAAGAAGAGCUGCGACCAUUCCUGUUGGCUCGCACCGACCACUUCCUGCACGAGCUGGUCAGUUUUGCCCGCUCACCGCUCAGUCUGGAGAGCUACGACCUGCAGGCAGUGUACGAGCCACUGGCCGCAGCCCUGGACCUGGACGGGACAAGCAGCCUCUCCGACAGCAGCUCCGUCAUUGCCAUAUCAGAGGGGGAGGAAGAGGAGACUCAGGCAGGAGGAAGGUCAGAGGAGAGGCUUCAGGGGAGGGUGGGAGGCGCUAACGACGAUGUCAUCCAAACAGGAAGUUGUCUCAGCUUGUCAGCCUGGGAUGACGAAACACCCGGCCCCUCCUACUCCACUGUCGAACCGUCGUGUUCGCUCGCCUCGCUGUCGUUCAGCCCAGCCCCGCAGGAGGCAGCCAAUGAGGAGGGGGGAGAGAAGAGGGAGGAGGAGGGGGAGGAGGAGUGUCUAAUUGUCGGAUACAAGAAGCCAAUUGCGGAGCGGACUCCUGAGCUGGUGCAGCUCUCCUCUGACACCAGAGGAGGAGGAGGACAAGGAGAAAGAGGAGAAGAAAAUGACUGAGAAUCUUCCUCCGCUCCCCUCCACUGCUCCUCCUCUUUCUUAUAUACCCACAAUCCCUCCCUCCACAUCAGGCACCUAUCGAGAGGAGCAAGACGACAAGCAGGAGGAGAAAGAUGUCGAGGCGGCUGGGCUUCGCUCACGUGCACGCUCGUGGUCAGGCAGCUCGGGAAGAAGCCCGGAGUCAGUGUGCACGCUCAGCCCUAGCGAGCGGCGGCGGGGGAGCUGGAGGGACAGGAAGCGUUCCGGCAGCGAGGCAGUGAAGGAGAAGAGGAGGAGAAAGAGGAGGAGGAGAGGGCGGGAAAGGAGUGGCACCCUGUACAACCCAAACCGUUCCAUUUACCCUGCCAUGAUGCGC
Molecule: messenger RNA, 2745 nt
Organism: Lates calcarifer (barramundi perch)
Lineage: Eukaryota; Metazoa; Chordata; Actinopteri; Centropomidae
Product: E3 ubiquitin-protein ligase Topors-like
Biological process (GO): protein polyubiquitination; protein monoubiquitination
Molecular function (GO): metal ion binding; ubiquitin protein ligase activity
Source: RefSeq, a predicted model, not a curated record